AUGGCGGUUGCUGGCGGGCUGGUGGGCGGUGCUGGAAGUCCGUCUUUGGGCAAGUUCUGUUCCCGGGUCUCCUGGGUCUUGGAGCAAAGAACUCUGCCCGUGUGUCAGGUGGCAGCCAGUUUCACCAGUGUACACCGUUGGCAGCAGAUGGAUGGUAGCUCACAGCGACCCUUGGUGGAUUUCUGGAUUGAGAGGCCCUGCUGUGGGAAUCCCAUGUGUGUGUACACCACCAUGAAUCAGAAUAACACAGCUAAUGAUUCUUCUGGUAGUAAGCCUACAGAAGGAGGCCCUCCAGCUGGACGCAUACCAGACCCCUGGCCACUCAGGACAUACUUCCCCUGGGUUCCUGGUUCAACCUUUGAUGGCUUUCCAUGAUUGCCUGACUGGUUUUUUGGCCCAGCUGGGAGAUUAUUUAUCUUCCACUUUGGACACUAUCAGGAAAAUCUCAACUGUGUCUGUGAGAGCUUAAGUUGACUGACAGGCCUACUAGCUUAGGCCUGGGUGGGCCCCUACCUCAAUAGAGACCUGCCCUUGCCUAAUGAUUAUGAACUCUUCUGCCAGAAUCUCAAAGAAGUUAUUCAAGACCCAAACAGUUUCGUUGAGUAUCAUGCCACUGUCUCCUGUCCUCUGCCUUCCACAUCAAGCCGGUCUCCAGGGGCUCCAGAGUUGCUCAGAGUAAGGCAUUACAUAGUUAGGCACUUAGUGGGCCUAGCAUUUAAUGUCGAUACUCCCCUGAGGCCUGCUUUAGCCGCUCCCUCCAACCUGCUUGGUUCAAGCCUAACUAUAUCCAGAAGUUUUUGGACUGAGCAGUAGCUGGCCAAGGAGAGCUGCCCUGGGCCCCAAAAGCCCGUGACCCAGUCUAGCUCUGCAUGCAGUGCAUGCAUGCUCUGA
Molecule: messenger RNA, 891 nt
Organism: Phodopus roborovskii (desert hamster)
Lineage: Eukaryota; Metazoa; Chordata; Mammalia; Rodentia; Cricetidae
Gene: Rtl10
Product: retrotransposon Gag like 10
Source: RefSeq, a predicted model, not a curated record